AUAGAUCACGAAUUGAAGAAGAAAAUUACUUACCAAGAAGAUGAAGAGUGUGCCUUUGACAUCCCGCGGGCCUGUAGAUGAUAACAACUUUCCAUGGGUGGAAUCACAGACACGAAAUUACCAGAGCAAAGGCGAAAUCGGCAUGAGAGGUUUGAGACAUCAAGCCCCUCAUUCUUCGCCCCAUCGGCGAAGUCGAACCACAGGUAGCAUAACAUCCUCUGACGUGUACGGCGACCGAGAAACUGUUGUUCUGCCGAAGAUUGCCACUGGACGAAGUGCCAGGAGCGCCAAGAAGCUGUGGAAGGAUUACGAGAAUAUUAAGAUCAAAACUGUUAUACAAAAUGACCUGGAGACACCGCGGAUACCGCCACUUUACGUGCCAAAGAACCCUAAACCUUUGUACAAACGACCAGUGGACGAAUGGAAACCAUUCGACAUACUGCACUUCCGAGAGUUUGCGGAGACGGGAGAGAUUGAACCUGAUGACGUCACAAAUUGCAACGAGUUCUAUUCUCAGAUCACAUUUUUGAGGAAUGCUGUGAGGAACGUCGAUGGGACAACAAGUUACCAGAAUCUUUGUAAAAAGCCCCGUAGCUGGAGUGAGCCCUCUGUUGUUGAUGACCAACCAGGGUUAAUCACAGGUAACCGCCUCCACUGGCAAUCUGCAGCCUCAUCUCUUCCUCAUCCACGGAUGUUGCUGCCACUCAAACCAGGACCUACCACUAAGUGGUACGCGUGGAGGGUUUCUGCACCCAACAACAAGGAGAAGCAAAAGUCAAAACGAAAACAUCGGAUAGAUCACCACGUAGCAUUCUCAGAAGCUUUCAGUCCACGUGUCGCUCCUCAUCCUACACCUGCGUUCAAACCUCCGAAUGGCACACCGAGGUUACAGAACUCCAGAAACCAACUAGUGCCUGGUGGAAUACCGUUAGAUCCCCAAAAGACUAGUACAACGAAAGAGGACAAGGUCGUAAAUGAAGGGAGUAGCAAAACUGUAGAACCUGCUGGACUUACAUUCAUCACCGAAUCAAAAGAAGAGAACGUUGAUUCAGUCGAGCAAAGAGAGGACGGUGUCGUAGCGUCUCAGGAUACACCAGAGGACAACACCGAGAAAGGGCAGGAGAGCAAGAAGGUAGAUGAACAGAAUGUGGUACAGAAUGAACAAUCAGUAGAUGUCAUCAAGGAGAGUGGGGAUGACACAACUGGGCCUAAGCAACAAGAAGACACUGACGUGGAAACAAAGGAACCGGGUGUGGACAACGGGGAUGUGGAAGCCUCUCCAGAGGAGGAACAGAAUGUAAGUGGUGAGAGCAACGGUAAGCAAAGUCCAACUAACGAGGUUGAUAUUGCAGAGGAGGAGACCACUCAAGAUCAGGAGUUGAACGAGGGUGAUCCUGAAACAUCUCAAGACCCUGGAACAGAUAUUGGUGGGGCUGAUGACGAAGGGCAAGUGGCGGAUAUCCCCGAUGAAGUCGACCCUGCUUCAGAGGAUGUCCUCCAGGAAGAUGGCGCAUCUGACCUGAAGGAUGAUGUGGAUGCUUCACAUGUGGAAGAAGGACAAGAAGCAAAUGAUCAACCUAAUGAUACAGAGGAAGUUCCAGAGGAUGCGGAAGGGGCACAACAUGUUGACGACCCUGGAACAAUUGCAGAUGGUCAAGACGGAGAGACUGGUGAAAGGCCUAAACAAUCGCCCGAAGACGAACAAAGUCCCGAAGAAACUUGAAAAGGGAAUUUUGAACAUUAUUUAUGAAAAGAUGGAAAGAAAAAAGUAUCUAUUAUUUCAUAUUUCUGGCUUUUCAUAUAUUUGUGCAAUAUUUCAGAUUAUUUAAUUUUCUAAUAUUGUAUUUUAUAUCGUUUUAGAGAGGAUUUUUUUUUCAAAUAGCUGAAUGAGACUGGACAUCAUUAUCAGUUCUUUGAUUUCAAUCUCCAUUUCUUUCGGUAACUGAAAUUUAGAUGCCAAACAAACCGACGAUAGAAGCAGAAUAUAUUGUACAAAACAGGGAAGAGUUGGACAUGUAUUAAUUAGUCAGGAGAAUGCAACAAUUACACCAGCGAUAUCGACUGCAGUACGACUAAAUAUAUUAGUUUAUUACCAAUGACAUACCAUCGGUCGGUUUGGAGUCGGUUUCGUUCAUGUGAUUGUAACAACAGAGUUGAAGUACUGAGCCAGUGGAAACAAGUUAUUGGAAGAACAGAGGUGGUAGUUUUAAAGUGAUAUCAUGCAAAUAUGAAUUUGGUCUGUAUGCGUUUUGUGAAGAGAUUUGUUUAUUUUAAUAAAUGCGCUUGAAUGACGUA
Molecule: messenger RNA, 2295 nt
Organism: Lytechinus variegatus (green sea urchin)
Lineage: Eukaryota; Metazoa; Echinodermata; Echinoidea; Temnopleuroida; Toxopneustidae
Exons: 5
Coding region: 41-1723 (560 amino acids)
Source: RefSeq, a predicted model, not a curated record